Cetraspora pellucida is the source of this 843-nucleotide messenger RNA. The record is from the annotation of a GenBank genome assembly. NCBI's taxonomy places the organism in Eukaryota, Fungi, Glomeromycota, Glomeromycetes, Diversisporales, Gigasporaceae.
AUGUAUACAGUAAAAGAAUCUGAUAUCACAAAAUACCCUGAAUUUUCUCCUUGUGAUGAAAAAAUACCUGCAGUUCCUGUUACCAAUGUAAAGAACAAUAGAGAUCCAACGGUUUUGCUGUUGGGUGAAACCGGAGAGAAAAAAAAUACGCAAGGAAAUUGGCUUGUGGGAUUUGAAGAAAAUAUUGAUCAAAAGGUUUCAUAUCAAAAGGCUGCCGACAAUUGCUUUAAACCUAGCACUAAGGUUAUACUUAAUGUUGGAGAAAUUGUUCCUAUGUCUUCAAUCAAAGUCGGGGAUAAAGUUUGUGUAGGAUCAAAACAUGGUGUCUUAGAAUUUUCAGAAGUUUAUCUGAUUGUUCAUUGUAAUCCUGAGGCUGAAACUGAAUAUCAAAAGAUUGAAUUUACUAUGCCUACGACGGGGUUAACUGAAUCCAUUUUGCUUACCCCAGAUCAUCACAUAUUCAUAAACAAUUACUUUGAUUAUGCAAAGAAUGUUCAACCAUAUUCUGCCAAACUUCACGUUUUAAGUGGCGCUAGAAUGAUCCCCGUUCGAGUGGCUAACGUUUCUACAGAAACUCACAAAGGUUAUAUUUCUAUAUUAACACGAGCUGGUACAAUAGUAGCAGAUAAUAUACUGUGUUCAUGCUAUGCUGCUUGUGUUCCAUAUCAAGAUGCCAUUCAUACAGUACUUUCACCAUUAAGAUUUAUGACAUGGUUUAAAAAGUCUACGCAUACAGGAAAAGGAAUUCAUCCGUAUCUUGAAUUUUUAUAUAAUAGAUAUAAAGAUGUGAAUCGUGUUUAUAAUAGUUUUGAGAAUGCCAAAUCUCGAAUGUUAAACUUUUAA